This is a messenger RNA of Cooperia oncophora, 1143 nucleotides long. The record is from the annotation of a GenBank genome assembly. NCBI's taxonomy places the organism in Eukaryota, Metazoa, Nematoda, Chromadorea, Rhabditida, Trichostrongylidae.
AUGACGAAUCCGUUAUUAACUGAUAACGAUCGAGAUCUUAUCAGAAAGAAAGUCAUGGAGAAGAUUUCGACGGAAAGGAAGAAAAGAACACGGCAGAACGAAGAUACAGAAGAGGAUGCUAAACGAGACGGAUCAAAAGAAAGCAAAAGGAAAAAGGAAGAGAUUAAGGAAGAAGGGACGGCGGAAAUGGAUCCUAUAGAUUUCGAGUCACUGAAUAAGCUUUCCAGCUUCGUUGGUGAAGGCGCUCAGGAAUUGCUGAAGCAGGCUGGAGAAGAUGCCCCGUGCACCACUGGACCAUCGACUCCACCCCCUCCACCACCUGGAGAGUCGACUGUCCCUGUUCUAGGCAGCAAGAAACAAACACCUUCUAAAGAUGUUGCGAAAGGUGAUAAGACGGCCAUAAGUGCGAUACUACCUGGACCGCCUCCUGUGCCACCUGUUUACGGAGAUGAUUCAUCGGAUGAUUCACCAACUGUGCACGAUGCUGGUAUAUCUCCAGAAUCAUCUAGUUUCACCCAGAUGCAGACUGUUAAUGUUCUUCCAGUGCCACCACCUCCUCCAGUUAUACCAAGUCGGCUGAACAUAGCUGUUCCUCCGCCGCCUCCUCCACCACCGCCUCCACCAUCUACAUCUGCCGCUCAGGCUCCUCUUACGCCAACCCUUCCCCAACCUUCGAACUCUGGUGCGACAACAAGCAGUGCACAGUCUCAGGUUCCGCAUCCACCUAUGCCUCCUGGUAUGCUCCGUCCGCCUCCAGGCAUGCCACCGCCAGUUCUUCCUCCACCAUCGUUCUUGAACUGUCCACCACCGAACAUGCCAAGAAUGCCAAUCCCGCCACCACCAAUAGCUGGCAUGCCACGACCUAUUCCUCCUCCAGGAAUGCUACCACCUCCUGGCAUGCUUCCACCACCUGGCAUGUUCCCUCCUGGUAUGCCUCCCCAUCCAGGCAUGCCUCCACCUCCGAGAAUGCCUCCAUGUCUUCCUCCCCCGCCUAAAUUCAUGAAUCAAGGAUCAGCACAGCCCUCUGAACAACAAAAAUCGUUUUUCCCUGGUGCACCGCCCGCUCGACCUGUACCUCCUGGUCCUGGUCAGGUACCUUCUGCGACUCCAAAAAAACAGUCAAAACGUACGGUGAGUCGUUGA